Messenger RNA from Manis pentadactyla (Chinese pangolin), 11946 nucleotides. RefSeq names its product myosin VA (gene MYO5A). Bases 364 to 5997 code for a protein of 1877 amino acids. Gene Ontology annotation, molecular function: microfilament motor activity; ATP binding; actin filament binding. Gene Ontology annotation, biological process: vesicle transport along actin filament; actin filament organization. Lineage: Eukaryota; Metazoa; Chordata; Mammalia; Pholidota; Manidae. The record is from RefSeq and is a predicted model, not a curated record. Gene Ontology annotation, cellular component: actin cytoskeleton; cytoplasm; myosin complex. The transcript has 41 exons.
GGGCUCGCGGGCUCCCGAUGCUCGGCGCCGCCAGCCCGUGGGAGCAGCCGCGCUGAGCUCAGCCUCCGCCCGCUCCCACAAUGCACAGGGCGGCGGCGGCAGCACCGGCCGCCGAGGGGGCUGCGGCGCGUACCGCCAGGACCCCGGGCACGCUGCACGCUCGCGCCCGCUCUCGGCGAGCCCGGCAGUGAUGGCGAGGACCGCGCCCGCCGGCCGCGCCUGAGGCGCCCCGCCCCGCCCCGCCCGGCGCGGCCCUGCUCCGGCUGGCGGCUGCCCGGGUGCUUCUUAGUCGGCGCGGGCGGCCGCCCAGGCGAGGUGCGGCCUCCGCACAGGCGGGGGGCGUCGGCGCCGAGGGGCCCCGCCAUGGCCGCAUCCGAGCUCUACACAAAGUUUGCCAGGGUUUGGAUACCUGAUCCCGAGGAGGUUUGGAAGUCAGCAGAGCUGCUCAAAGAUUAUAAGCCAGGAGACAAACUCCUCCUGCUUCACCUUGAAGAAGGAAAGGAUUUGGAAUAUCGUCUAGAUCCAAAGACCAACGAACUGCCUCACUUAAGAAAUCCUGACAUACUUGUGGGUGAAAAUGACCUCACAGCCCUCAGCUAUCUUCAUGAGCCUGCUGUACUCCACAAUCUCAGAGUCCGCUUUAUUGAUUCCAAACUAAUUUAUACAUAUUGUGGUAUAGUCCUAGUAGCUAUAAAUCCUUAUGAACAGCUGCCUAUUUAUGGAGAGGAUAUUAUUAAUGCAUACAGUGGUCAGAACAUGGGGGAUAUGGAUCCACAUAUCUUCGCAGUGGCUGAAGAAGCUUACAAGCAAAUGGCCAGAGAUGAACGAAAUCAGUCCAUCAUUGUAAGUGGAGAGUCUGGGGCAGGAAAAACCGUCUCAGCCAAGUAUGCCAUGCGCUACUUUGCAACUGUAAGUGGUUCUGCCAGUGAAGCCAAUGUCGAGGAGAAAGUCUUGGCCUCCAACCCCAUCAUGGAGUCAAUUGGAAAUGCUAAGACUACCAGGAAUGAUAAUAGCAGCCGUUUUGGGAAGUAUAUAGAGAUUGGUUUUGAUAAGAGAUACCGAAUCAUUGGUGCCAAUAUGAGAACUUACCUUUUAGAGAAAUCCAGAGUGAUGUUCCAGGCAGAAGAGGAGAGAAACUAUCAUAUCUUCUAUCAGCUUUGUGCCUCAGCCAAGUUACCUGAAUUUAAAAUGCUGCGAUUAGGAAAUGCAAAUAACUUCCAUUACACAAAGCAAGGUGGCAGUCCUAUGAUCGAAGGAGUCGAUGAUGCCAAGGAGAUGGCGCAUACCAGGCAGGCCUGCACUUUGCUAGGGAUCAGUGAAUCUUAUCAAAUGGGAAUUUUCCGAAUACUUGCUGGCAUUCUUCACUUAGGCAAUGUUGGGUUUACAUCUCGAGAUUCAGACAGCUGCACGAUACCUCCCAAACAUGAACCUCUCAGCAUUUUCUGUGACCUUAUGGGCGUGGACUAUGAUGAGAUGUGUCACUGGCUCUGCCAUCGGAAGCUGGCUACUGCCACGGAGACAUAUAUCAAGCCCAUCUCCAAGCUGCAGGCCACAAAUGCCCGUGAUGCGUUGGCCAAGCACAUCUAUGCCAAGCUCUUUAACUGGAUUGUAGACCACGUCAAUCAGGCUCUCCAUUCUGCUGUCAAGCAGCACUCUUUCAUUGGCGUGCUGGACAUUUACGGAUUUGAAACAUUUGAGAUAAAUAGUUUUGAACAGUUUUGCAUAAAUUAUGCAAAUGAAAAACUACAGCAACAGUUCAAUAUGCAUGUCUUCAAAUUAGAACAAGAGGAAUAUAUGAAGGAACAAAUUCCAUGGACACUCAUAGAUUUUUAUGAUAAUCAGCCUUGCAUUAAUCUUAUAGAAUCUAAACUGGGCAUUCUAGAUUUGCUGGAUGAAGAAUGCAAGAUGCCUAAAGGUACAGAUGACACGUGGGCCCAAAAAUUGUACAACACACAUUUGAACAAAUGUGCACUCUUUGAAAAGCCCCGUCUAUCAAACAAAGCUUUCAUCAUUCAACAUUUUGCUGACAAAGUGGAAUACCAGUGUGAAGGCUUUCUGGAAAAGAAUAAAGAUACUGUUUUUGAAGAGCAAAUUAAAGUUCUUAAAUCAAGCAAGUUUAAGAUGCUACCAGAAUUAUUUCAAGAUGAUGAGAAGGCCAUCAGUCCAACCACAGCCACCUCUUCAGGGCGCACACCCCUCACCCGUACUCCUGCAAAGCCCACCAAAGGCAGACCAGGCCAGAUGGCCAAAGAGCACAAGAAAACAGUGGGGCACCAGUUCCGAAAUUCCCUUCACUUGCUGAUGGAGACCCUCAAUGCCACUACCCCCCACUAUGUGCGCUGUAUUAAGCCUAAUGACUUCAAGUUCCCAUUCACGUUUGAUGAGAAGAGGGCAGUGCAGCAACUGAGGGCCUGCGGGGUCCUGGAGACCAUCCGCAUCAGCGCAGCAGGUUUCCCCUCACGGUGGACUUACCAAGAAUUUUUCAGCCGCUACCGUGUCCUAAUGAAACAGAAAGAUGUGCUGAGUGACAGAAAGCAAACGUGCAAGAACGUAUUAGAGAAACUGAUACAGGACAAGGACAAGUACCAGUUUGGCAAGACAAAGAUCUUUUUCCGUGCUGGUCAAGUCGCCUAUCUAGAAAAAUUGAGGGCAGACAAGUUGAGGGCUGCCUGCAUCCGGAUCCAGAAGAUAAUCCGAGGGUGGCUGCUGCGGAAGAAGUACCUGCGCAUGCGGAGGGCAGCCAUCACCGUGCAGAGAUACGUGCGAGGCUACCAGGCCCGAUGCUAUGCUAAAUUCCUGCGCAGAACCAGGGCGGCUACCAUCAUUCAGAAGUACUGGCGCAUGUAUGUCAUCCGCAGGAGGUACAAGAUUAGACGAACUGCUACUAUUGUUCUUCAGUCUUAUUUGAGAGGCUACUUGGCCAGAAAUAGAUAUCGCAAGAUACUCCGUGAGCACAAAACAGUUAUCAUUCACAAAUGGGUCCGGGGCUGGCUGGCUCGCAUUCACUACAAGAGGAGCAUGCAUGCUAUCAUCUACCUUCAGUGCUGCUUCCGGCGGAUGAUGGCUAAGCGCGAACUGAAGAAGCUCAAGAUUGAGGCCCGCUCUGUGGAGCGCUACAAAAAGCUCCACAUUGGCAUGGAGAACAAGAUCAUGCAGCUGCAGCGCAAAGUUGAUGAGCAGAACAAAGACUACAAAUGCCUCAUGGAGAAACUGACCACUCUGGAAGGAAUAUACAACUCUGAAACUGAGAAACUACGAAGUGACUUAGAGCGUCUUCAGCUAAGUGAGGAGGAGGCUAAGAUUGCCACUGGACGGGUUCUCAGUCUGCAGCAAGAAAUUAACAAGCUCCGGAAAGACCUGGAACAAACUCAGUCAGAGAAAAAAUCCAUUGAGGAACAUGCAGAUAGGUACAAACAAGAAACGGAGCAGCUGGUAUCAAAUCUGAAGGAAGAAAAUUCUUCACUGAAGCAGGAGAAGGAGACCCUCAAUCGCCUUAUCGUGGAGCAGGCUAAGAAGAUGACAGAGACUAUGGAAAAGAAGUUAGUAGAAGAAACAAAACAACUGGAACUCGAUCUUAAUGAUGAGAGGCUGAGGUAUCAGAACCUUCUGAAUGAGUUCAGUCGUUUAGAAGAACGAUAUGAUGAUCUCAAGGAAGAGAUGACUCUGAUGGUGAAUGUGCCUAAGCCUGGGCACAAGAGAACAGACUCCACCCACAGCAGCAAUGAAUCGGAAUACACCUUUAGCUCUGAAAUUGCAGAAACUGAAGACAUUCCAUUGAGGACAGAGGAGCCAACUGAGAAGAAGGUGCCUCUGGACAUGUCCUUGUUCCUCAAGCUCCAGAAGCGAGUCACAGAGCUGGAGCAGGAGAAGCAGGUGAUGCAGGAUGAGCUGGACCGCAAGGAGGAGCAGGUGCUGCGCAGCAAAGCAAAGGAAGAAGAAAGACCACAAAUUAGAGGUGCAGAACUGGAAUAUGAGUCGCUCAAGCGUCAAGAACUAGAAUCAGAAAACAAAAAACUGAAGAAUGAGCUAAAUGAGUUACGCAAGGCCCUUAGUGAGAAAAGUGCCCCAGAGGUGACUGCUCCAGGUGCACCAGCCUACCGUGUCCUCAUGGAGCAGCUGACCUCUGUGAGUGAGGAGCUUGAUGUCCGCAAGGAAGAAGUUCUCAUCUUAAGGUCUCAGCUGGUGAGCCAGAAAGAGGCCAUCCAGCCCAAGAAUACAAUGACAGAUUCCACAGUACUUUUGGAAGAUGUACAAAAAAUGAAAGAUAAAGGUGAAAUCGCACAAGCAUACAUUGGUUUGAAAGAAACAAACAGACCGUCUGCUAUGGAUUGCCAUGAGUUGAAUGAGGAUGGAGAGCUGUUGCUGGUUUAUGAAGGGUUAAAACAAGCCAACAGGCUUCUGGAAUCCCAGCUGCAGUCCCAGAAGAGGAGCCAUGAGAAUGAGGCAGAGGCCCUGCGCGGGGAGAUCCAGAGCCUGAAGGAGGAGAACAACCGGCAGCAGCAGCUGCUGGCCCAGAACCUGCAGCUGCCCCCAGAGGCCCGCAUCGAGGCCAGCCUGCAGCACGAGAUCACCCGGCUGACCAACGAAAACCUGUAUUUUGAGGAAUUAUAUGCAGAUGACCCUAAGAAGUAUCAGUCAUAUCGGAUUUCACUUUACAAACGGAUGAUUGAUUUGAUGGAACAACUUGAAAAACAAGAUAAGACUGUCCGGAAACUGAAAAAACAGCUGAAAGUAUUUGCUAAAAAAAUUGGUGAACUAGAAGUGGGCCAGAUGGAAAACAUAUCUCCAGGACAGAUCAUUGAUGAACCCAUCCGUCCAGUCAACAUUCCCAGGAAAGAAAAAGAUUUUCAAGGAAUGCUGGAAUACAAGAAGGACGAUGAGCAGAAACUUGUUAAGAAUCUGAUUCUGGAACUGAAGCCACGUGGUGUAGCAGUUAAUUUGAUCCCAGGGUUACCAGCAUAUAUCCUGUUUAUGUGUGUUCGACAUGCUGACUACCUGAAUGAUGAUCAGAAAGUAAGGUCAUUGCUAACGUCGACAAUUAACAGCAUCAAAAAAGUAUUAAAGAAAAGAGGUGACGAUUUUGAAACUGUCUCCUUCUGGCUCUCUAACACAUGCCGAUUUUUGCACUGCUUGAAGCAGUACAGUGGAGAAGAGGGCUUCAUGAAACACAACACAUCUCGCCAAAAUGAACACUGCCUCACCAAUUUUGACCUGGCUGAGUACCGACAGGUGCUAAGUGACUUGGCCAUUCAGAUCUACCAGCAGCUCGUGCGGGUGUUAGAGAACAUCCUUCAGCCCAUGAUUGUCUCCGGCAUGCUGGAGCAUGAAACCAUUCAGGGCGUGUCUGGGGUGAAGCCCACGGGGCUGAGAAAGCGGACCUCGAGCAUCGCUGACGAGGGCACCUACACACUGGACUCCAUCCUCCGGCAGCUCAACUCCUUCCACUCGGUCAUGUGUCAGCACGGCAUGGACCCUGAGCUGAUCAAGCAGGUUGUCAAGCAGAUGUUCUACAUCGUGGGGGCCAUCACCCUGAACAACCUCCUCCUGCGGAAGGACAUGUGCUCCUGGAGCAAAGGCAUGCAGAUCAGGUACAAUGUCAGUCAACUGGAAGAAUGGCUGCGUGACAAGAACCUGAUGAACAGUGGGGCUAAAGAAACCCUGGAGCCUCUCAUUCAGGCUGCUCAGCUUUUGCAAGUGAAAAAGAAAACAGAUGAUGAUGCAGAAGCCAUUUGCUCCAUGUGCAAUGCUUUAACUACUGCCCAGAUUGUCAAAGUAUUGAAUCUGUAUACUCCAGUGAAUGAGUUUGAAGAGAGAGUCUCUGUAUCAUUUAUUCGUACUAUACAGAUGCGUUUACGAGACAGGAAGGACUCUCCCCAGCUGCUCAUGGAUGCCAAACACAUCUUCCCUGUGACCUUUCCUUUUAACCCAUCCUCCCUCGCACUGGAAACCAUCCAGAUUCCAGCCAGCCUGGGCCUGGGGUUCAUUUCACGGGUCUGAAAGUGAUGGGAUAUCAAGGCAAACAGUGACAAUACAUUUCUUGCCUGAAAUAAGAACCAUUAUUUCCAGAGAGCUACUGAAAACACAUCUUUAAAGAGAAAGUACUGAUUAUCUUCCAAACAAGAGGUUAUUAACGAGAAAUCUACUUAGAAUACUUCCACCACCCUGGGAAGAAAGAUAGGCUCCUUUGUGCUAUGUUAGCGUUUUAGCAACAGUCAUCCUUGAUCAAUUAGGUACCCUGAGUUUACAUGCAGGCGAAUGUCGAAAGGAAGGGGUGAAAUGUGUCUUCACCUGCCAGAAUUUAUUUUAAAUCCUCAGCACUGCAUCUAAAUGGUAUAAGAAAUGUAAAUUCCAGAUAUGAGCUGCUGUUCGGAAGGCACCAGCAGAGAACCUCCUCUGCACGACUGGAAGAACUAGAAGAAAAUCUCCAUUGAGUACGUAGCAUAUCAGUUUAGGAAUCAGUCACGUUUAUAUUGUCAAACUGGAUCAAAGGAAUAAACUGGCAAUAUGUAAAGUAACUGGUCAAGCAACUUCCUUCUAUGUGUCACUAUGAUAUAGAGCUAUUAAGAGAAUGUUGGUUUGCUGUAUAGCAUAGAAGUCCAUCUGCACUGUAGUUUACUGAGCAUUUUAAAUCGCUGCUACAUACUGUGUUCUUUAAAAUGUAAGUGAUAUUCUUAUUAGGCACUACAACAGUAAGCUCUUUUAUCAACUCUGUUUACAAUUCAAUCAGAUCACAGUUUUAACUGGAUUAUGUGCAAAUAUCUACAGAUUCACCUGCACAAGUAGCAGACACUGGAAGCCAUGUAAUAAUAUGACAAAAGGUUUGACAUUUAGGGCUAGGAUUAGACAAAGUGGCUAUUGUUGAUGUCAUUGUUUAUUCAGGAUGUAUGGUAUUAAUGUGCUCGUUAAUUUUCCCUGGGUGGAUAUCACAUCAGGGUACAGUGUUCUGCGAAGUGAUUUAUUUUUAGUUUCCAGACCUGAUUCCUGCACUGCCUAUUUUCAGCCCUGACAGGUUUUCUUUCUUUUUCGUAAUUUAUUAAGAACUAAUCUCAGUCACUAUCUAGAGAGCAUUGUUAGAAUAUUCAUGAUUCAGAUCUUGAAACUUUGAAUAUCCUGUAAAUUAUGCAAAAGAAGGUACAUAAUAAAUCCCUAAUUAUAUUCCUUUUUUUAGGCUUUGCAACUUCUAUAAAUGUUCUCAGUACCAUUAGAUACUUUAAAGAGCAUCAUAUUAGAAAUACUUUAAGACUUAUAUAAGAAAUAUAAGAAGAUUGAUGACUUUUACAGAGGAUUUGGUUCUGUAAAUUUUCAUUUUCAAAUUCUAAUUAAACAUAUUCUCCAUUUUUCCUAGAAGUCUUAGACAAUAAUUCUUUCAGGUUGUGCAAAAGCAAAUCUUUAGCUUUCAGUGAAACUCUGGUUCUGAAUUACAAUCUUAGAUUUAUAUAAUUUAACUUAUACAAUCUAUAAAAAAUGAGACCUUAUUAAAACAUGUGCAAUAUUAUUAGUGGAAGUCAAACAGUUUCAAGUCAAUGGUACAGAUUGUUGUUAAGAGAUAAAUACUGUAUGUUAACUUAUUUGAGCCUCAUUUGUACCAUAAGAGGGAUGGACAACUGGUUGUUAAAGGUCCCUUUCAUGUCUAAAAUUCUCUCCUCUUGGAUCCUAGAGAAACCAGCUACAGUUACUCUGCCUGGUGGAAAGACUUCUUUGGUGCCUGUUAAUUCUGAGGGAUUAAUAAACUGUAAAGUCACAAGUUUGUAUAAUUAUAACCUUUCUUAAAUGUACAUGAUGUAUGUACAUGUUUUUUAGGAAGUUAAUUUUUAUUGAAUCAUGGACUAUUCAAUUUGGAUAUAUUUAUUUAUUUGCAAAACCAGCCCCAAACACUACUAAUUCAAUCAGAUUCUCUCAGUUUUCCCUGGUUGUCAAUGUAGUUUUCAAUGAACAAUGAACUCUUUUAACCAUUUGGUCAGUACUGAAUGUGUUGGAGUCUAAGGGCAUAGAUGGGACUUGGGUAGGGGGGACGCUACAAUGAUGACUCUUGGUGUAGGCUGACCUCAGACCUGGAAACCCUCCUGGCCUUCCCCAGCAGAACCCCGUGCAGCACGUUCCAUGGGGAUCACAUCUGCCAUGGGUAGCCGGUAUCCCCAAGUGUGUCUAGUCUGGGUCUUUCUCUCCUGUCUCCUGUCUUUCUGCUGUACAGUGUUGGAGCUUCUGUUCCACACCUGGGCCAGAAUCUCCUGUUCAGGGAUGGCCAAAGAUUCUGCUAUUCCAGGGCUCCAACUUCCUCCUAUGCCUACCCAGAACCCCAUGUGGGGAUCUGAAUUUCCUUCUCUUAGCUGCCUAAAGAUCUUUACCUUAGCAAGGAUACCUUACAACCCUGGAGCCCCAAGGCCUGGUAAAUGCUUCUCUGUACUAUUUUCUUGAGAAUGCAACAGCAUUCUGCUGACCAUGGAUUUUCUUUGGCCACUCUAAGGACUGCUCACCCUUCCCUCUCUUCAUCCACAGUUUCUCACCCAGCUUCAAACACACUUCCACCAGCCUUCUGUCUGCCCAUUUAUCUGUUCACUCUUGCCCUUCCCUCAGCUGAGCCAUGUACCUCAUGGCCUGCCUACCUGCCUCUCUGACUGCGUUCAAGGCAGUUGAGGGAGUCAGUCCCUGUGCCCCUCCCGGCCUGCCUCGUGGCUUACUGUCAGCCCAAUCUUUGCACAAGUUCUUGUGCUCACUUCCCUGCAGUACAUCCUUUGACAUCACUAAUUUGCUUCUUCAUAAUUCCUCUGUGACAUACAAAUAGGAAUUCAAGGAAAAAUCUUGAAAGAACAACAGUUCAUUGUCUUAAUAGCCACUUCUCAAUAGCCCUCCUCCCCACUCACCCUUACAUUCAGAGGCAGCUCACACCUUGGAAUUGCAAAGCUGAAAAGUUACAAGCAAUUUACCUUCUUGUAGCUUUUCUUGGGUUAAAGCUUUGAUCUGCUUGAGAGUAACUAUGGAGGAGGGGGAUGAUAAAUAUGGGAUAAAAUCCACAAAUUGUAGCCUCAUGCCUCCUUUAGAAGUUCUGAAAAUUCCCAGGUCUCUGACACUUAUUCUGUCAAGGGCAAAAGUACAAAAACAUAUAUUGCAAAGCCAACUGAAAGGAGAUUUUGGGGUUUAGGUCAGUAUGUAUGAUUUGCUUUCUUUUAUUUCAAUGGCUAGUUGAGAGUUGGCACUUUCUGGGUAAUUAUGUAAAAUAUAAGUCAAAUCUUUUAGUAACCCGGUGGAGGAAGCUAUGAAAAUACCUUAGUUUAUUAGAUUCCCAGUACAGUGGUUCUUGUGAGAAAUUACUUUCCAAGUAACCCUAGGUAAACGCGCCCAUCACCACCCUAAGAAAUGCUCACAAUAUGUCUUCGCCGACAGACUGAAGUGCAAGAUCACCAGUGUGUAGAGUUCCCCAAGAGGCAGAGUCCAGGAUCCUCUGGGGAACUUCCAGUCAGGAUAAAAUAGACAUUUGUGUGUGAUCCUGAAACUCUCCUGUUGAAAGUAGUGUGGAGCAAAUCUUGCACCCACCUGUGCUUUUGCUUCAGCGUGCUUCCUGAGGUACCUCCUUGCAGCCGCAGCCGCAGCAGCAGAAGGUGGGAAGAGGAGCGUCUGCCGCCACUCCCCGGUGAUCCAUCACUCGCUGGUGAUCAUUUGAGAGCGAGAUGGAGUCGGUGCCCCGCUGAGGAGCCGCCCUCUUUGUGCAGCAGAGGCAGCGUGGGCAGGUGAGGCAGGAGGCUUCGGAGAGUUGUGAGGUUACAGUCUGUUCCUCCCAGUACCUGUGGGGCACCUGGCCCAGCAAGAGGUGCCUUUGCCCUUACCGGAGUUGGCAACUGGCAUAUGGGAACCGAGCAAGUGCAGAGGACCCAGUUCUUUGCGCUAACGAGAUGAAGUACUCAGAGCUCAGUGGCUUUCUUCUGGUUAAUAGUUACCUGCUGUAACUAGGUUUGACUUUUGUAAUGGGCCAGUGCUCCCUUGGAGGCUGUUCUGGUCAUUAAUUAGCAGCAGGCUGUCUCAACCUGACAGGAAGCAGCGAAGCCUCCCAAAAGUUAAGAGGAAGCUCACCCUCAAGCCUCACCCCUGAGUCACGUUAGAGCCACCAGGUGUGCUGUGCAGCCCGCAGAGAACCUGCAGCUGUUUGCCAAGCCUGGGUGCUUUCUAAGGACUGUCCCGGGGCAGGCCGUACACAGGUCCAUGUGCGCUGGAUGUGACUGUGUGUGCAUGCUGCCGUGUGUCCUUUGGAGCUAGGAGGUGUGCUGUGUGCAUGCGCGUCAGAGAGGCUCUGUAUCGCUGAGGCCUCUGUUCGUGGAUAAGUGCAUCGGAAUCUCUCCUCAGGCUGUGCUGUGAGGGCCGCCUUAACCCCUGCUCCCGUCCCUCCUAGAGCUGCCUUAAGUUCUCCGGAACUUUUCCUCGGUAAGGGGAGACCUUGCCUGGAGAGGUUAUCUUGCCCUGUUUCUCAAGGUUUAGGUUUUGGGAGGGUUUGGUUGGGUGUGCCUCCAGCCGCUGAUUCCUUCCCUCCCUUCCUGCAUGGCCCUCCCACUCCAGGUACGUUUUCCUUUCCGUUCUGUUAUUUCCAAACACGUGUUAGAACUCUGGGGCAGCAACAAUCUCAGAGCCAAUGAAAUGUGGGCUUAGCGGGUGUUCCUGAGUUUGGGGGGCUCUGUGUCACAAGUAAAUGAACAUGUGGAAGAAAUAUAAGUUAGGUUUUGGUAAUACUAAUAUGGCUUGUUUUCCAUUGAUAUUUUCUUCAUACAGGUAAAGGGUACAACUAUAAAACCUUUCUUAGGUAUUCUUUUUAAAAAAUUCUUUUUAGAAUCCUGUAAUAUAAAAGAUUGAGUGAAAACAGAAAAAGUGUGCUAUAAAUUCUAAUCCAUUGUAUUACUCUAAAUGAAAUCAACCUGAGUCACAGUAGAUUUCUCACUAGAUCAGGAACAGAAAAAUACUAUGUAAAAUACCUGCAAAAGUACAUUUUAUACAUUUUUUAUUUUUAAAUUUGGCCUAGCUAAAAUGUUCAUCAGCUUAACUUAAUGGGUAUUAUUAGAUUCAUAAAAUGUCAACAUGACAACAUUUCCUUAGUAUUGUAAUAAUAAUUGCUUGAAACAUUUGAAAGAAAGAUUUUUUGAGUUGAAACUGGUAUGUAAUUCAAUGCUAAGUCAGUACAUUUUCAUGCAUUUUUCGGAGUCAAUAGUUUCAAGUAUUUUAUUGUUACCAUAUGUUAAAAAACUUCAGCCUACAUUUCAGGCUCUCUAAAUCACUUGAGCCAUUUAAUUUUUUCCAACAAAUGGUGAAAUUUUCCUUGAAAUGUGGAUAUUUAUGUUGUAACUUAUGAUUCCUAGUUGUGUAUUUUUGUGGAAUCCUAGAGUAACACCGACCUUUUUUUGUCCUGGGAAAAUUUUAAUUGUUCUAACAGUGUUGCACAGAAAUGAGCUCAUGACAUUUAACAUAUUGCUAUUUUAAUUUGUUAAUUUACUGUGAAAUGGAUAUGCCUUCUAAUUACAGUGAAAUUGAACAUUGCAGUUUUUCAAAUAUUUUUCCUUGUUGGAUCUGGAGAAAGAAUUCUACUUUGAUCUGUAUAGAAAAACAUGAUAUAUUUAAUCUUUGAAAAGUUCUAGGGUAAAAUAGUCAUCCAUUAAAAAGGAAACAAAAGUACUGAGAAGUGAAAGGCAUUAUCAACCAACUCUAGUUUAAACCAAACUGUCCCCAGCAUGUCUCACAUGGAAUUUUAAAAAAUAAGUUAAUAAUUCACCUCACAUCAACAAAAGCCUUUGAAACGUGGGUUUUCACUAGGUAUCACCUAGUGCUAAGAUGAAAACCAAAACAAUAUCACAUUGACAUUUACACUCUAAAUUUGUAGUUGUCUAAUGUUGUACUUAGUAAAUGUGUGUCAUUAAUGCUGUACUCCUAGCUAUUGUAGAAAAUUGUUCAAAUAAAGAUGGAUGUAAAGGA